AUGAACGUGGAAUUGUAUGUGAAGGAACUUGACGACGCGAUGGAGACGAUCAGAAAGUCAAUGAGCGAUAUUGCAAAGAAUCUGACAGCAGCUGAGGCUGGAAUUAUCAAGGUCAGAGAUAUUUGUGCAAAAGCCGAAGGAAAAAAAGGCGCCGAUCUGGAAAAUGUGUUCGAUGAGUUCAGAAACAGCAAAGACAAGAACGAGACCAACGAUCUAUUGAAGAAAGUCUCUGUGCGACCGUGAGAAAAAUCCAAACCUAGUGCCAAAAAUCAAGGACAGUGCUCAGAAAGUGAGCGACAAGAUGAGUGUUUUAUUAUCAUAUCAGAAAGCAUUGACGCGUUUCGGGACUCUGUUCAGUUGUUUGCAAGGUGUGAAGGAGUGAAGGAGGUGGAGCGAUCAGAUCGUGGAAAGUGACUCGACAGUCCUGGCCGACUACAAGUAUCUCUUUUCAAAUGCUGCGACGGUCGCCGGAAUACCUUCAGCGGAUGUGAAGGCGAUGAGUGCGGCGGUGGCCAAUCUGAAGGAUCUGAUGACCGAUCCGACUGCGAGGGACGAGCUGACCAAGAUGGAGAAGUGGCUGGACAAUCUCGGUCUCAUCGGAGUUGACUUCUCCAAUUUCACAGCCAGUUUCGCCUCGGCCCCCAACGCGUUCUUCGCCGCAUUUGCCGAGCUGAUGGCUCCGCCGGUCGUCGUGCACACAGGCCCGCCUUCACAGCCACAGCAACAAUAUCGAUUCCGAAUACCACCGAGACGGCCAAGUGAGUUUUUGAGAAACAUUUCUGGAAUUUAUAAUUUUAUGGUUUCAGAAGUUCUUCGCUGGAAUGGUUUGCCGGAAGUCUCGGAGGUAAUGUGGUCAUCGGCAUCAUCAUUUCGUGUGUGUGGUAAUGCGACGGAAGAAAGGUUCCGGUUCCGCCACAAAAAGACGUCUUGGAAAAUGAGCUCGAGAAAGUGUCAUCACUUGCCGUGACGCAAAAAAGUCAGAGUAAGUUACCCGACUCAACAGUUCGCAGCAUUCGGUCGCUUUUUUUCAGGACCGAAGGAAAACAUAAUUAGUUUCAUGCAAGGCCUUUACGACAGCAUCAUAUACUUCAAGGAAGCGAUGAAACUGUUGACUACGAAGCUUCCGGAGUCGGGACGGACUCAUCGGUUUCUACAUCUCACUCACUUUUCUUUGUUCGCCAUUUUUUUAAUGAAGCUUCAGUUGUUCUGAUUCUUGCUCGCGAACGGCACCAAGUUUGAGUUUAGCAAUACAUUUUCGACGGGUUGGAUUCAUUGUUACACGUGAUCAUUUUUUUUGUCGCUUUUGGGACACGUUUCGGAGCGUAGAGUACGCCGGAUUAGCAUCUGUUGUUGUUUUGUAAAUCCACGCACCCAUGAUUACUGUUUUAUAUAUUUUAUGCAAUAAUUAGUUAUUUUCAAACGGCGGUCCGCAAAGGAAGUCCCCGCCUAUGACGUGCCAUUCGUGUCGAGACCCGCCGCGACGUGACCGUCGCUGUGCGGCCUGCCAUACGUUAUUUCAGACGGUGGCACACCAUUUGCCCGUCUUCACUUCUAUUUCUUGCAAAUUUGUUUGCUAGUUUAAGAGGAUAUUUCAGCUCUCGGCCUUCCCUCAACAUUAGAGUUGAGCGGAAGAACACGGAAGAAUUUUUUCAUCUUUUUUAGAAAAUUUUUUCAUGUAAUGUGAUCAACUGACGAAAUGUAUAGCAAAGUGAACUCUGCGCCACGGCGCGGCUUUCUCAACAUACGCAGCCAAAUGGUAUGCAUUUUUGCGCGUCGGUGUGGCUCUGUGUCCAGUGCAUUUUAUGUUACGCGCAAAGUUCAUUUUUUUAGUUUUUAAUAAAUUUUCUCCAAAUAUUCAUAUUUUUAAAGCGUUUUUCUCUGCUUUCUACCUCAAUUAGACCUUUUUUCAGAUUCCAGGUGAAGUAAUACGCGAAGAGAAGUCGAUGCGAUGAAAAGAAACGCGUAAGGAAAUGGAAGUAAUGUUUUAUUCAGAAAAUAUACGAUUUCUCGAAAAACGUCUCUAGAUCUUCUAAUCUUUUGAUUUAAAAAGUUCACUAACAUGACUGUGAAUGUUUUCGAAUUUAAAAAAAGUAGAGUGACAGCUCGCUUUCGCGUAAAAAUUUGUCUUUUGCCGGAAAACAGUGACAUUUCGCUGAAAAAAAAAUUUUUCUCAAAAAUUGUCUCUAGAUUUUCUAAUUUUUUUGUUUAAAUAGUUCACUUACAUGACUGUCAAUGUUUUCGAACCGAAAAAAAGUAAAGUGACAGUUCGUAGAAGCAAAAAAAUAUUUUUUUCAACGACAUUUCACUGUCUUCCGGCAAACUAUCGGUUUUUCCGCGAAAGAGAGCUGUCACUCUACUUCUUUAUGGUUCGAAAACAUUCUCUGAAAUGUAAGUAAUGUUUUUUAACCGAGAGAUUAGAAAAUCUAGUCACGUUUUUCGAGAAAUCGUGCAUUUUCUGAAUAAAACCUUACUUUCACUUACUUACGCGUUUCUUUUCAUCGCAUCGACUUCUCUUCGCGUAUUACUUCACCUGGAAUCUGUAAAAACGUCUGAUUGAGGUAGAAAGUGGAGAAAAACGCUUUAAAGAGAUGAAUAUUUGGAGAAAAUUCAUCAACAACUAAAAAAAAUGAACUUUGCGCGUAACAUAAAAUGCACUGUACGCAGAGCAACACCGGCGUGCAAAAAUGCACAGACUGCGGAUCAAACGUUUGGUGAACGUCGCAAAAGCCGCGCCGUGCUGCUCAUAGAAAAAUAAUUGUAAAUUUAAUUUUUCAUACAAAAAAGUUAUUCCUUAGCCCCCUUUUUCACGGGAACAACUCGAAUAACUUUUUUUUAUGAAAAGUUAAAUUUACAAUUAUUUUUCUAUGAGCAGAGUUUACUUUGCUACACAUUUCGUCAGUUGAUCACAUUCCAUGAAAAAAUUUUCUAAAAACGAUAAAAAAAAUUCUUCCGUGUUCUUCCGCUCAACUCUGCUCAACAUAUAUGUUUUCAGUUCACGCUCCAAUUCUUCCGCACUGUCACUCGCCUACUACUCGAUGAGCAGUGUGCCUUACCGAAAGGGUUUCGGUAAAUUUACCGGUAAAUUUACCGGUAAAAAUUUCGGUAAAUUGUCGGUAAAUUUUCGGUAAAACUUUUUUUUACCGAAAGAGUUUCGGUAAAUUUUCGAAACAAUUUACCGAAAAUUUACCGAAAAUUUACCGAUAAAUUUACCGGUAAAUUUACCGAAACUAUUUCGGUAAAAGUUUCGGUAAAUUUUAUCGGUAAAAAAAUUUCGGUAAAUUUUAUCGGUAAAUGGGUACUUUUUCGAAACAAUUUUUCAAUUUUUGAGAACGGAACAUUGAGGCGACUGUUCAGCGUGUUCCUGAUGUUUGGGAUGUUGUUCAGAAUGUUCUAAAUUAGUCACAUCAGUCACUUCCCUUGUCAAAAAGAACGCCGGUGCCGCGCCUUUUUCGGUAUCGACGGCACCGCUCGGCGCCUCAAUUUUUUUCUGUUUUCUUUUUAACGAUCAGUUUAUUUUUCGAAUGAGGAACUUUGGGGACACAUUAAAUGCGAAACUCGUUGCAUAGCAUUAUAAAAAAAUUUAAAAUUAAAAAUUUAAAAAUUAAAAAAAUUAAAAAAAGAAACAAAAAAAUUAUUAAAAAAAUUAAAAAAAUUAAAAAAAUUAUUGAAAAAAAUUAUUGAAAAAAAUUAUUUAAAAAUUGAAAACAAAAAAACAUGUUUUAACAUUUUUUUCUCCGCUCUCAAAAUUGUUCUUUCGGUAAUUGUCGAAAGGAACGAUUUACCGGUAAAUUUACCGGUAAAUUUACCGAAACUCUUUCGGUAAAAACGUUUUUACCGAAAAUUUACCGAAACUCUUUCGGUAAAAACAGUUUUUACCGAAACUCUUUCGGUAAAUUUUCGAAACAAUUUACCGAAAAUUUACCGAAAAUUUACCGAAAUUCACUUCUUUCGGUAAAAAAAAUUUCGGUAAGGCACACUGUCGAUGAGCACGUUCGACAUCUCGCUGAGAUCUAGCUGAGAAGCUCAUCUACCUUCCAGGAUUUGUCGUUUUGGCGCUCACAAGCAUCUUCCCCCGAUAACUCUCUGCAGCGCUCUCGAUUUUGCGAGAUUCCGUGUCUUUUGGCGGGUGAGUGGUUUUGGAAAACGCACCACGGUCUCCAGAGCUGACAAUGGGCGCAAGUGCGCCCCGCCAAAUAGAGCGAUACAUUGGCGCGAAAUUCAAAUUUUAACAGCAAAAUUUGUGUUUUUUGCCAGAUUAGCCACGAAAAAUCGAUAAUUUCCGAUUUGUCUCUCGAUAGACCGAUUGUAUAGACUUUUACGAAUUUUUUAAGCGCAAGAGCGUUAAAUUUGGUCAAAUCGCACAUCACAUUUAUCUGUUUGAAGGUUUUUGGCUAAAACUGCGUGAAUUUCAGUUACUUUUCGGUAGUUUUCGCGGUUCGAGCGCUCAAAAUGCUUGUAUUUACGUGAUUUAUCAUUCUCAAAACCAAUUCUGUCUGAAAACGGUCUAGAAAGCGCAAAAUGAGUCAAGGUUUUUAGGCGGCGAAGGCGAAAAAGCAAAGUCCGCGAAAAAUGCGCCAAAACGUCAUUAAUUCUGUGAGAAUUAGUGUGCUUUCAUGUCGAACAAUCAUUUUUCAUCGCCGUUGACCACAAAAAUCAGAGAAAACCUGCUCAAUUCAUGAAAACGCCAUUUGGCCGCCGAGGCCACGCCCAUAUUGUGUCAGCUGUGGAGACCGUGGCGCGUAAAUCACUAUUUUUGACAUUAAUGCUCGAGUGUUGCUUUUAUCCCCUUUAUCAUCACUUUUUGUAAACCUGUGAUACCUCAACGUCUCUCACUUUCUCUCUCUCAUUUCAAGAACGUCUCUCCCAUGUUUUUAGAGCAUUUUUUCGCCGCCUAAAAAUCUGAAAAAUGUAUUGAAUGUGUUCGGUCCAAGAGCUCUGUAAAUCUUUGGCCUUUCGUCACAGAUAUUGUCGGUUUGCGGGUGCAAAUAUUUGUUCUCUUCUCUCUCUCUCCCGCUUUCCCGUUUUGCCACCGCCCAUCCUCGUUGGUUCUAAGAAUAAGCUGCGUGGUUGUAACUGAUAUCAUCCGAUUAUUCAAUAUUGUCCGACAACCGUUUUGUCCCGCUCCCCCCACUUCCUAGUUGCCGAUGCACCAUGUGACGACGAAUCGUCAUUCUUGAAUGGUUUCCGGCGUUGGCACAUGUUUCAAUAAGACGCUAAUGUUAAUCCCUUUCACUUUUUUUUUUCUUGAUCACAGACUUUGAUUGUGAUUUUCCGGUUACUUUUUGAAACGUUUUGUGCAAAAAUGUCAUGAGAGGGGUUGUUGAGAAGAGGUAAACGACGAAAAAGAUCUGAUGUGGAAAAAGGAGCGGCGGCAGCUUUUGCUCUUCUUAGCACCUCUCCAUCUUCUCCGUUCUCUCUCUCUCUCUCCUCAUUUCGUUUCGUUUUGUCCCCCCGUAAUUCAAUUUGCACUCAUCCUAAACGUGAAACCUGAAAAUCUGAAACUCUUCUGACUCUUUCUCUCUAACCUGCUCGUCUUUCAAUGUUCCGAGAUGUGAAACUUGGAAAAAUACUCAAAAAUGAACUAAAAAAACUGUAGUGGUCUGCCGGCGCGUUCGAUCCCCAUCGAUUUUUGCACAUUUGCCACCCAGAUGACGUGUAGUCGUUGGCUAUAAAAAUGACAAAAAAAAAGAAGAACGGCGGGGGGAAAAGCGGCGUCGCCCAAUUUCCAUCUGUUUUCAAUUAUUCCGCGCCCGCCGUUCUUCUCUCUCUCUCUCUCUCUCUCUCUUUCACUCCGCACCGUUCAUUUUUCUCUCAUCACUAAUUUUUGCAGAUUUUUUGUGGCCUCGAACCGCUUCAAACCGACCGAUCGAAUCUUCGCGCGAAAAUGUUCAAUUCGAGGCGUGUUGUGCAAGGUAGGCCGAGAUUUUCCGCUAAUCCGCUUUCGCUUCACCGACAUAUCCCCCCCCCCCCUAGACACAAAUUUUUUUUUCAAUAAUAUUCACGCGCAGAACACAUUUUCUCGAGUUUAUCGAGUUCAAAACUCGCUUUUUACGCGUUAAAACUGUUCUUUUUGAUAAAACCGUGUAUUCCCCGACAAAAAUAAAGCUCAAAAUCGUGUUCGCCGCGCCUGAAAACAGCCUAAAAACUACUUGUGUCCGGAUGGCUCAGUGGUCCCUUUGAAUGUUAUUUUAAGCAUAGUUGCCACGGGCCGGACCGGGCCGGGCCGAAAUUUCCAAAACUCCGGCCCGGUUCAAAAAGCGGGAAUUCAAAAUUUGAAUUAUUGAUCGCAUGAAGCCAUUUUUUGUAGAAUAAGGGGUUUUUUGCAAGCAUCGAACAUUGAAAAACAAAUGUAUUUCUCAUAAAAAAUUCAUAAUAGCAAAAAAACAAAGAAGAAACACUACAACUUUAGUUCGAAAAUUUUUUUUGUAAUAACGAAAACAAAAAAUUUCCGCUAAAAUUUGAAUUCCCGCCCAGCACUUUACCGGCCCGCAUGGCCGGCCCGAAAUCUGGCAAGUCUGAUUUUAAGGUCAUCAUACCUAUUUUGAGCCUGGAAAAAGCCACUGGCAGGUUACAUUUUGGCGUUUUUUUUUUUGGGAAUCUUGUGUACUUUCCCGAACCCACGUCAUCAGCAAUCACUGAGUCACUAAGUCACGCCGGAAAGCACGCGAAAAGCCGUGGGAAAUCGGAAAAUCCUUCGAAAGAGAAAAAAAAACGAAAAAUCUUUUUAUCUUUUUAUCUCUUCAAGGUCUCACUCAAACACGCACACGCACAUAUCUCUCUUCUUCUUUUUUUUUUGCGCGCGCAUUUUCACAUAUUAAACUUCCUGUGCUCACUGACGGCGAGAGCAUCAAAAAUAUGACGUUUUUUUGGCAGCCUAAAAAUUCGAGUGUUCAGUACUCUCUUUCACAAACCAAAUUUGCUUGAAUAGCAGCCGUCUAGGUAUCAAUGAAAAAAAUAUCGAGAUAAUCCGCUCAAAGAAAAAUUUCUCUCGCCUUUUCUCCGCACGAAAACACACACAUAUCUAUGUUUUCCCCCAAAUUUGCCUUUCCGUUUUUGCGUCAUCAUUUUUAAGCGCUUUUAUUUUUGUGCAAUUUGUCGUAAAAUCAAGUGCAUUGUCUGUGGUUUGUCGUCAAACCGAGUGUACGGUCGGUUCUCGCCCGGAAAACGCGGGUUUUCAGUGCAUUUCUGCUCAAAAAGUCGAUAACUUUUGCAUUUUGUCGUAGAAUAUAGAGUCUCCGGUGUUCGCGAUGAAAAAUAGGCGAUGACGUCGGCGGAGGAGUGACGAAAAAGUGAAAUUUAUAGCCGCUCGUCAGCCGAGAGCCCACUUUGCCCCCCUCCCAUUUUUCGCCUCACUUUUCACUUUUUCGUUCGCUUUUGCUUUUUCGCCGACGUGCCACGUUUCUCGAAUCUUUUGGGUUACUGUUGCGUCAUUGCGUCACACGACAAAAUGCAGAUAAAGUGGCUGACAGUUCACAGAAUUUGUCUUUUUUUUUUGUUGGUUUUUUGGGUCUCUUCACUUUAGACUGCCACGAUUGAAUUACUGUAGACACCUAUUAUAGGGGCACCGGACAGAAAUGGCGCUCUGUUGAGAAACUCGUUUUGCAGUGUAAAUUGAGCGACCUCGGGGCCGAGUUUGAAAAGUUAGGCCACGUUUUCAGUGGAAAAUUACUACGCGGCCUAGAAAUUCGGCCAGAUUGCGAACAGCGCGCCUUUUCUGUCCGUUGCCCCAAUAAUAAAAACGCAAUGCACACUUUUCUCCAUUCCGCUCCAAUUCUGCUCGUUUCUCCGCCAAAACGCUUCAAAUUUUCGUCCGUUUCCAGAUCUCAUUCCCGCCCACGCAUUCCGUACACAUGUGCUAGGCCACGCCAAUUUAUUGCCGCCAAAAAAACGAAACGAUUAAAAAAUGAUGCACUCAUCGAUAACGCGAACUAUUUAUCACAACAGCAAUGUCAAUUUAGGGCCGCCCUUAUUGAGUAUGUGGCCGGGCCGCCGAGGGGAAAAGAGUUCGGCCACGCUCGAAAAUCGCUUCAAUUUUUGCAGAUAACGAGUGCGCACAAUUGCAAUUCAAGCAGGAAGUCGUCGGUGUGACGCUCACCAAGUGAGUACGCAAAAUUGCCGACUAGGCAUCCGAUUCUACGACAAUUUGCAGAAAAAUUCGCUAGGCCUGUCAAAAAUCAGCUCUUUCGAGACGUUUGUCAGCUCAAAAGAUGAUGCGCAAUGGCGUCGCACAGAAGAAUUUUGAGUUAAACGCAUUUCCAUGACGACUUGAACACUUUGAGUCCAAAAAUUAUGACGCUAUUUCGAAUGACGCUUAUUUGACUUCUCACAUGUUCACAAUUUUGCGGCGCAUCUUUUGAGCGUUCAAACACCUUGAAAGUGCUGAGAAAUGAGUGAGAAGUUGUGAAAAAGUCAGUAAAAAACCGGUUUUGCCUAUGGAAACUCUCUUCGAUCCGCAUAAAAAUGAUGUUCUUUCACGUAUGCACAAUCCUGAAAAUCACGACAAAAAAGCGUGAGAUUUGCCGAGAAUUUCCAAUUUUUCAGUUCAAGGCAGUUCGACGGAUGCGUGCUAGCAUCGUGAUUUACAAAAAAAUCAAUAAAAAUCCAGGGCCGGGAAAUCUUCCGCCCAGGCUUUUCCGAAGACUUUCCCACUUGCAAUGAUCCGAUCGGACCCAAACUUUGCAGACUUCUUCGACUUGGAUUGAAGAAUGUUUGGUCUGAGUUUCAAGCCGAUCCGAUUAUCCGGUCCCGAGAGUAUACUCGUUUGAGGCCGACAAGGCCGCAAUUUUCGCCAGAACCCGGUUUUCUCGGCUUCCAAUCCACAUAUUUCGGGACCAGAUGAUCCGAUCGGUCUGAAACUUGGAGCCAACACACUUCGAUCCAAGUGCAAGAAGCCUGCAAAGUCUGGACCCGGUCGGAUCAUUGCAAGUCGGUCAAAAAGUGCAGGCCUUUUGCGCAGCCCUGAAAAAAUCGCAAAAUUUCAGAUUGGAAUUGACGCUCGUGCUCACCAUGUACAUUUCCGCCGUCGUCAUCCUCGUCGUCGUGUUCGAAGUGCUCAAACCGUCACUUUCGGCUCAUUUGUUGGGCUCCAAUUAG
Molecule: messenger RNA, 9093 nt
Organism: Caenorhabditis sp. 36 PRJEB53466
Lineage: Eukaryota; Metazoa; Nematoda; Chromadorea; Rhabditida; Rhabditidae
Source: the annotation of a GenBank genome assembly